This is a messenger RNA of Glossina fuscipes, 590 nucleotides long. RefSeq names its product acylphosphatase-2-like. Bases 83 to 373 code for a protein of 96 amino acids. NCBI's taxonomy places the organism in Eukaryota, Metazoa, Arthropoda, Insecta, Diptera, Glossinidae. The transcript is spliced from 4 exons. Gene Ontology annotation, molecular function: acylphosphatase activity. The record is from RefSeq and is a predicted model, not a curated record.
GUAAAGAAAAACAAAAUUUUAAUAUUAAUCGCUGAUUUCCUGUAAAUUGCAAUAACGGUUUUUAAAUAUUUUAAGGGAAAACAUGCCGAAAAUUUUUCAUUGCGACUUUGAGGUAUUUGGGACAGUUCAAGGAGUAUCGUUUCGUUUGUACACACAAAAGCAAGCAAAACAAUUGGGCAUACGAGGAUGGUGCUUGAAUACGCCGAAAGAUACAGUUAUAGGACAAAUUGAAGGUCCAGAAGAAUCACUUGCAGAAAUGAAGAAAUGGCUCGCGAAUACUGGCAGUCCAACCUGUCGCAUAGACAAAGCUAUUUUCGGCUUGGUUGAGGAAUUGGACAGCUAUACUUAUGAAAAUUUCACUAUAAGGGAAUAAGAGACUUAAUAAUGAAUAGACAAAGUAUAGGAUGAUUAAAUUCAGGCAAGAAUAGCAAUAAGUUAUUAUCUGUAUAUGCGAAUAGAUGUUACUAAUGAUGUGCGAAUUCUACAUAGAUGAUCUUAUAUCAUCAAUAGCUGAAACGUAGUUUCACUAAAAUAUUAUACACAAAGACUGCACACAUUCUAUUCUAAAUCUUCUGUAUUGUUGUUGUUGU